Messenger RNA from Oryzias melastigma (Indian medaka), 4002 nucleotides. RefSeq names its product adhesion G-protein coupled receptor G2. Gene Ontology annotation, molecular function: G protein-coupled receptor activity. Lineage: Eukaryota; Metazoa; Chordata; Actinopteri; Beloniformes; Adrianichthyidae. Gene Ontology annotation, biological process: cell surface receptor signaling pathway; adenylate cyclase-activating G protein-coupled receptor signaling pathway. Gene Ontology annotation, cellular component: membrane. Bases 317 to 3808 code for a protein of 1163 amino acids. The transcript has 32 exons. The record is from RefSeq and is a predicted model, not a curated record.
UUGCAACACUUACAGGAAGCUUUUAGGGAAAAAAAAAUAUACCUAUGAAUAUUCAAAGUGUAACAGAGAUCCACUUCUUCUGAUCAGGUGUUCAACCUUUCUUUUGUCAGGUAGUGGUGGAUUGUUGGACCCCAAAUGCUUCAGGGGAUUUGCCAAAUCAGAGAUGAAUGUGAGUGACGUCCUUGUGUUCAGAGUGACGUUUUGAGGGGUGUGCCACAUGCUCUUGACUGACUAAAAAAAAACCAAACUUCAACACACAGCAGCAGCAGCAACAGCUGCAUGUACAUGUAGUUGUGUUUGGACCACAUGAGAAGCUAUGAAAGCUCCAGGAGUUAAUUUCUUCAGCGUUUCACGUCGACACACGCCGGCUCCUGUGAUCAGAACGGCUAACCCGGGUUCCUUUAACAGAUGGACUCUCUGCCUGCUUGCCAUCUUCUUGACAGUUUCCUCUGCUCAGAUAACUCCCUCCCGUAUUCCUCCUCCAUUCCAGCCUCCCCCUCCAACAACAGUAGCACCAUUUCCAGGUGUAACAACCACUGAUCUGUCUUCACCUGCUUCACCACAUCCUCAUUCUACACUGGGACCAUCUUUAGGUACAAGCCCCAUCCCUUCAUCUUCUGCUGCUUCUCCUCCCCAUCCUACGACAGUAGGACCCCCCCCAGGUAAAUCCUUUGGAGUUUAUUACUUCAUCACCAUCACUGUGAAUGAAGCAGAACCCAAGAAUGGAAGUCAAAUUAAUGACUGGCUGAAGCGGGUUUUCCAGAGUAAUCUGCAGAGGUGCGUCCUCCCAGGGCCUCUGAGCACGACCGCCACCGGCCCAACUUCCCCUCCAUCCUCUUCAAACACGCAAGAAGGAAACAAUACUUCUCUAUUUCUGGGAGUGGAAGUAUCAUGUCCUUUCAAAACAUUAACAAAUACCACAUGCACCGCAACACUACGGCUCAAUCAGCCGGUGUCUCCAUGUUGCAUCCUCUGUGUUGCCACUAAAAACUCAUCGGGCAUCUCUGUGGUGGGAAACAAGGCUGAGAGAAUCAGCCCUCUUCAGCCAGUGUGCAGCACUCUUCCAGAGGAGCAAACCAGCUGCAUUUACACUGGAUCAAACCAAACCCAAUGUGAAGAGGUUGGACCUGCAUAUGUGGUUCCACAAAACAACGCAACGAUUUGUGGAACCCAAGAGCCCCAGAAUAACACAGCGAACAUCACGUGUGACUGCUCUGCUUACUGCAAUGGAUCAAAUGCCUUCUACACAUUUUUACUCUCAGUUGAAGAUCCAAAUAAUUCUUCCCAAGUCUACACACUGAUUUCUAAGCUAAAUGAAACUUGUUUCACAAACGAGACAUGUUUACCAUUUGUUAAUGGAUCCCAAUACAAGGGUGCCAACGUAAAUUGUGAGGUGUCAGCAAACAGAAGCCAAAGCUGCAGAGUGCUUUUAGGAUUUAGCGCUAAAGUUCCAACAUGUUCCUUGCACUCAGCUGUGAAAACAAUCCUUCAGUUUGUAAAGGAAAUCCAAUACAAUGGGACGGUCCGGCGAGCAGCGAUUUGUGGAAACUUCAAGAUGGAGGACGAUCUGUCGAACGCCCAAUUUACUUGGGCUAACAUUUCCCCAAAGCCUGCCAACUUUUGUGCUGGAAUGCAUGAAUAUAAUACCAGCACCUGUCAAAACCAGACAAAUGUCAUUGAGCCGCUGGAUGAGUGGUGCAGCGACAGUGGUAGUGGCGGCUCCUCUUCAUCUUCUUCAAGCGGUGCGACAGCAACAAAACAACCUACCACUUCCACCAAAGGCGUAACCACAACAACCACAACUGCUGCUGCCACACAGAACACGACGACGAAAGCAACCACAAGCAGCUCCAGCAACUCUUCAGCGACCACGUCCGCCACAGUCUCGGAUGAGAGUCUGGCUGCAGCACUGCUCAAGCGCACAGAGAACGUUUCCAAUCUGACGUCCAGUGAGAUAGAUCAGCUGGUGUCAGAGCUGGAAAAACUCUUGUCAGGCUCAAACGUCAGCCUGGCUCUGGGAAACAUCUCAGUUUUUAUCGUCAACAACCUGCUGGGCGCCUCGCCUGAGAAGCUGUCAAACUCUUCCAACAGGAUCAUCCGGAUUGUUGACACUGUGGGGUUUAAGCUCGUUCUUGGAGCCAACUCGGAGAGUCUGCUUGCUCCAUCGAUCGCUCUGUCGGUGGCACCCGCCAACGGCGCUAAUUUCCAGGAGUCCAAUUUCUCCAUCACAGACCCCAAUAACGUUCAGGUCAGGGAGCAGUCGAGGAUGCAGGUUAGGUCCUCCGGGUUUCAGGGCUCUGCCAGACUGCCCCCCUUUCUCACUCAGAACCUGCCCAAUGAGGAGCAGAAGCAAGCCUCCAGAGUCCAUUACAAUUUCUAUCAGAAGAGCACGCUGUUUCAGGACAAGUCGCUGGGUCAACGUAAACUUAACAGUGGCGUCCUCGGAGCAACUGUGGGCAAUCUUUCUAUCAGUGGAUUAAAUCAAAAUGUUACAAUUUUCCUGAGACACACAGAACCUGUUCCAGCAAAUUUUGUGGCAACAUGUGUUUUCUGGGAUUUCAGUCUCAACAGUGGAUCAGGCGGUUGGAAUUCAGAUGGUUGCGUAGUCCAAACCACUACAGAAAAUGAGACAACUUGCAGCUGCAACCAUUUGACCAGUUUUGCUAUCCUGCUGGACCUAUCCAGGGAAAAUUCAAUCAGUGCUGUUCAGAACACCAUCCUCACCUUCAUCACAUACAUUGGAUGUGGAGUUUCUGCCAUCUUCUUGGCCUUCACUCUCCUCACCUACCUGCUCUUUGAGAAAUUACGCAAAGACAUACCGUCCAAAAUCCUGAUCCACUUGUGCUUCGCUCUGCUGCUGCUCAACCUGGUGUUCCUGGUGGACGCGUGGCUGGCGCUCUACACAGACGCCGUGGGGCUUUGCAUUUCCACUGCUUGGUUUCUCCACUACUUCCUGCUGGCGUCCUUCACGUGGAUGGGGCUGGAAGGCGUCCACAUGUACAUGGCUCUCGUGAAAGUCUUCAACAGCCACAUAGCACACUACAUGCUGAAGUUUUCCGCGGUCGGAUGGGGCGUCCCCAUGGUUGUGGUUAUUAUCGUCAUCGCAGUUGACAUCAACAACUACGGCCUUGUGUCCUAUGGGAAAUAUACAGACGGCACAACUGACGAAUUCUGCUGGUUGAAGAACGACAUUGCUUUCUACGUGGCCGUGGUGGCCUACUUCUGCGUUAUUUUCCUCUUUAACUGCUCCAUGUUGAUCGUCGUCCUGGUCCAGCUGCAGCGGAUAAAAAGGCAGAACCCCCAAAACAACCAGCACCGCUCCACGAUGCAGGAUCUGCGCAGCGUCACAGGAAUUACUUUCCUGCUUGGUCUCACUUGGGGUUUUGCCUUCUUCGCUUGGGGUCCUGUCAACCUGGCCUUCAUGUACCUCUUUGCCAUUUUUAACUCUCUUCAAGGUUUCUUUAUAUUUGUGUUCCACUGUGCAAUGAAGGAAAGUGUGAGGAAGCAGUGGAGCGCCCACCUAUGUUGUGGCCAACUGAGACACUCAGAAAACUCAGAGUGGAGCCACAGUGCUACAAAGAAGAAAGCCAGAAACUUCUCCACGUCCAAACUGACGUCUUUUCACUCCUCACACUUGUCCCGCGUCAAAAGCUCGCCCAGUUCCUCUUUCCUGGUCAGCAACACUUCAGACCAGACAAACGGCAUUGGUAGUCCAUUCGACGACAACGUCAUCACAGCUGAUGAGGAUCCGAGCAUGGACGUCGUCCUCAAUGAGAUCAACAGUCAAUACCGACACCAAGACUCUUGAUACAAAACCAGGAGAGCAAUCUGAUCAACUACAUUUAGCACAAUUAAUUAUUUAUAUGUUUGUUAAAUUAUAAUUUAUUGAAUUAUUUUCUACAAAUCACAAGUUGUUUUUCUCAAAAUGCAAAUGUAUCUCACUCUUUGUACAGAUUUGUUACAGAUGCUUUUUUAUAUGCACAUAAAUGAAGUAUUUAUGGA